Lates calcarifer (barramundi perch) is the source of this 3057-nucleotide messenger RNA. RefSeq names its product CMRF35-like molecule 5. Gene Ontology annotation, molecular function: signaling receptor activity. NCBI's taxonomy places the organism in Eukaryota, Metazoa, Chordata, Actinopteri, Centropomidae. Gene Ontology annotation, cellular component: cell surface. Bases 854 to 1888 code for a protein of 344 amino acids. The transcript has 10 exons. The record is from RefSeq and is a predicted model, not a curated record.
GGACUGUACUCUUCCACCCUUUUCAACAUCACUCCCAUCAGCCUCCACACCGACACUGAUACAGACAACACAGAGUUUAACCUCCAGUUCAUCAUCCUCCCCUGAAACCAGCAAACAGCCUGAGACAUCAUCUGCAGGUUACUUCCUGGUUUUGGUCACAUGUGUACCUGUAGUGAUGGUGGUCGUCCUGUUGGUUGUUUUGCUGCUGCUCUACAGAAAAAAGAUAAAGGUCUCUCAUGGUUCAAACACGAGAGGAAAGUCAGACUGCACAGUGAUGGAGGGUGUCACCUAUGAGAACUGUCCUCCAGCCUCCACACAUCAGGACCCCAUCUACCUUAGUCUCGAUCCAGCCAGCAGGGAUCAUGACCAAACCUACUCUACACUCACACACACAUCAUAAAUGAUACUGUCUGAGAGUCAGAGUAAAUCUCUCAGCAUUUAAAACACACACACAGUGUGAAUGAAACUUCUUUUGCUAAUUUUAUGGUUGUUUUAAAGAUAGGUUCACAGUAUUGCAGUAAUGCUGUAAUAAUCCAUCCUGUUCAUUCUGGUUAUUAAAAGAUUCCUUCCUAAUGUAUUUCCAGUGUAAGUGAUGAACAAAAGUCUAACUUUAAUUCUGCUUUAAGUUGUUCCUAAGCUCAGUUUAAAUGUCAAAUUAUACAUAAACUCACCUGUCAUAGACUCUGAGCUUGAAGAAGUGAUUGGUGCAGAGGGAGGAGAGGUGAGUAGAGUGUGUGAUGUGUUUGGAGGAGGGACUCCUCAUUUUGAUGAAGAUUAUUUAGAGAAGUGAGAAGUUCCUGGUUUGUCAGUGAAGAAGGAAGAGAGGCAGCGUUAAACCAUCAGAGCCUCAGACAUGAAAGUCCAUCACACUCUGAUCUUCUUCUUUCUCACGCUGCAGGAGACUGAUCUCAUCAAUGCAGAAACCUUCAUUCGUACUGAACCUGAAGGAGGAAACAUGACAGUUGCAUGCAAUUUUAAACUCCCUGGAGGGAAGAAGAUCUUCUGUAAGAAUGAAUGUAAAGAGGACAAAGACAUUCUCAUUAAAACAGUAAAAGACAGAGCUCAGAGUGGCAGAUACAGCAUUGAAUAUAAAGAAGGAACUCUUCUAGUAUCUUCUACACUUCUGUAUGUGACCAUCACACAGCUGACCAAGUCUGACUCAGGACGGUACUGGUGUGGUUUGGAAAGAACUGGUUUUCUAGAUGGAUACGAUGAGAUUGACCUCAGAGUGACAGAUGCUCCAACCACUUCAAAACCAAACUUGACUGUUCAACCUUUUUCAACAUCACUUCCAUCAGCCUCCACAUCAACAACAUCAACAACAACAACAGUGACACAGAGUUUAAGCUCCAGUUCAGGAAGCUCCACACCCUCAUCAUCCUCCCCUGAAACCAACACGCAGCCUAAGACGUCACCUACAGGUCCAGGUGUGCUGCUGUAUGUGGGCCUGACUCUGCUUUUCAUGAUCAUCGUACUAUCAGUGGCUGUGCUCAUAUUCUGCAGGAAGAACGCCAGUAAACCCAAAGAGCCUCCUGCAGACACAGUGUACGCUAAUGUCACAGUGGCUAACCAGGCGAUGAGAGAGGACAGACGGGGCAGAUCUCCUCCUGUGGAAGUGUCUACGGUUUACAGUCAGGCCAAAUACACCAAAGCAAACAGAGCUGAAACCACAGACGACUACAGCCUGGUCGCUGCCACAGCGUCCAGUGCUGGGAACAAAGCCGAAGAUGACGCACUCACUUACUCUGAGGUGGAAUUUGUCAACGGUGCAGGCGCCUCGCACAACAGCGCCCCCUCUGGUAAUGCUGAGGCUGUCAUCUACUCUGAACCCCGGGUAGAAGGGAACGACGCUUCACCUCCUCUGUACUCUACCGUGACUUCUCAUUAGCAGUAGCUUCAACGAUGCCGCUGCUACACCUGCAGUCUCAGGGGUCAACAACACAAAAAUCUGUUAUUUAUUACAAGCCUAUGAGAAGUUAUGGCAGCCUCAUUUGUAAGUGCAGUCACAACAGUUAGCUUCAGGCUACAGCUACUUUCACUACUUUGACUUUAAGUGAAGCUUUCCAUAAUAUAUAUAUAUAUUUUAACUUAAAUUUUGUUUUCAUGUUAAAACAACCUAUUUUUGUUAAACCGUUACGUUGGUUAUAAUUUGGAGUUCACAAUGUCUGAAAGCAAGUUAUUUGUUAUCUUACUUCAGGUUAGUUAACUUAAUGGUAAAUUAUUGCAGUUGUAGGCAAUUGCUAAUUAAUUGUUCUUGGUAAAAAAAAAAAAAAAAAAAAAAAAAGUCAGGUGGUGUCAAAGAAACUGUUAUCCACUGUUUACAAAUGUUGUAAAGAAGUGCUAAAUAUACAGUUAUACACUUAUUGUAUGUAUAUAAGUUUUACAAUGCUAACAGUGAUUAUGAGACAUUUGUAUGCGCUGUAUAUAUUUUGUUACUUCAGUUUGAUACCAUAUUUAUGCUUUAUAGCAAAAACAAGCAUUUUCCUUUGUUAAAAGUUAAAGUUGUUUUUUUUUUUUUUUUUUAAUGGUAACAAAUAUCUAAGCCAACUGUAUCAGCAAAAGAUUCAUUACUUGAAACCUCAUUUAGGCUAACAGUGUUCACUAGUGGCAAAAACAAUUAAGAGUCAUAAAGAACCAUUUUUGACUCUGUGGCACAAAAAUCAGCAACAUUUGCAUGGAGGGUUCACAUUCACAUUUUCACAGAAACGUUAGUUAUUAUCAUUAAGCAUUACCUGGUGUCAUACUGCUUGAAUUUGUAUUAUUAUUAUUAUUAAUUAGGGUAUAUUAUAGCCUUGGUGAAAACUCUCGUUAGGGAAACUGUAGAAUGAACUGAUCCACCUCGUUUCCACACUGUUUUGUGUUUUUUUUGCACCUGUAAUUUCGUACAAUAAACGCAGUACACCCCCUAGUGUUCAAUGCAAGGUAAUGCAUGUCGUAAUGGAUGAGUAGAAAUGCCACAGCAGCCAUGGAGAAGAAGCUAAUUUGGUCUGUUUUUCACCGUUUUUGAUGUAUGUGUUCGAGUGGAUAUAAUUAAAAAUAAAAGAAUAAAAUAUCUAA